Molecule: messenger RNA, 2763 nt
Organism: Babesia sp. Xinjiang
Lineage: Eukaryota; Apicomplexa; Aconoidasida; Piroplasmida; Babesiidae
Exons: 1
Coding region: 1-2763 (920 amino acids)
Source: RefSeq, a predicted model, not a curated record
AUGGAACUGGCAAAGUUGGUCAUUCGCGCUUUGUGCGCUGUUGCUAUAUGCGCAUCUGUGUGUGAUGGAAAGGGACCAAGAACCGGUGUUGCUGGAAAGGAUAUGGACGACGCAUUCAGAAUGCUAUUAGAUGGUGGCGGUGUUAAAAGAACCAAAAAGUCACCCGGAACUCAGGAAAAAACUCUGGAAGGAUCAACAGAAGACGACAAAACAGAUCUUGAUGGGAAGACUGAUGAUGAAAAAGAUCUAGAAGACGGAGCUGCGACCUCCCAGAAGCCUGUGACACCACACAAACCCGAUGCCAAGCACAGAAACGACAGUUCUGAGGAAGAUGAUGGUGUAGACAUCUCUGGUAAUGAUGAAGAUACCGAUGAUGCUGCAAGCGACGUUAAAACAACUCAUAAAUAUAAGAAUGUGAAACCACACCAAAAAAAACGUAAAGAUAAUGAUGAUGAGGACCCAUUCGGUUUCGAUGACGAUGACAGCACAUCAGCAGGAGACGAUGAUGACGAUGAUGAUGACGAUGAUGAUGACGGCUUCUCUUUCGAUGAUGACGAUGAAGAGGACGAUGAUGAUGAUGAUGAUGAUGACAGCACGUUGGGUAACAUACUGGGCGGCCUGAAAAAAGUAAAGGGAAGAAUUGGGAAAACGUUUAAGAAAUCCAAAAAACAACCGAAGAAGAAACAUUCCAAGAAGAAAGGUAGCUCAUGGGGAGGUUCUUUUAGCCAUGUAGAUGAUGAUGAUGAUGAUGACGACGACGACUUGUUCACCUCCCACUUUGGUUCCAAGAGGAGUCGUAGUGCUUCACCCAGCAUGCAAGCGGAAUUGAGGCGUAUGAGUGAUGAAAAUUGGCGUCUUAAAAGGGAUGCGUACCAAGCGCAAAAUGAAAGGCUAUUCAGGCCAGAGAAUGAUGUCACAGAUGCUGAAGGUAGAUUGAACCCAGGUCUAGCAGCUGCCAUGAGGUACUUGGGAUCUGGUUAUGAUAUUGUCUUUGGAAACCCUCUAGGUGACCCUGUAAUUAUGGUUGACCCUGGGUACAGACACCCCGUACUCAAAUUGGACUGGACGGAUAAAUACUAUAACCAUGACGGUGCUAAUAUGAAGGAGCCACGUGGAGGAUGGAUCAGACCAGAACUUUCGUGUAGGCAGGCCGAGUCUGUAGAUCACAUCAACACCGUUGAAGAUUACAAGAAAGAGCUGUCCGUUGACGCAAAAUUAUCCGUAUCCAUGCCAAUGUACUUCAGUUUUAGUGCCUCAGCAGGUUACAAGAAUAUGGUCAAAACCCUAGCCACUAAUGAAACGAAGAGCUAUAUUCUAAAGACCUAUUGCCUUAGGUACGUUGCCGGAAUACAGGAUUUCAAAAACAUUGAACCGGUACCAUCGUUUAAAUAUGACGUGGACGCUUUACCUGACUCCUUCGAAGUAGGUGAGUGUACCAUGGAAGUCUACAGAAACAACGAAGAAGAUAAAAAAUGUGCUGAAACGGUUAGACCGUGGAUGAGAUUCUUCCAGAAAUACGGUACUCACUUUACCACCGUCAUACAUCUGGGAGGAAAGGUUACCAACCAAAUACAAAUCAGCAAGACCGAUGUCGCGCAACUACAGAAAGAAGGUUACAACGUGGACCUAUUAAUCAAGUCAGGCUCCGCAUUGCCCGUAAGCGCAGGCGUAGAAACCAGCAUUCAAAACCAAACCCAAAGCACCACAAAUCGUCGUGCACUUAACAGUGAAAAGCUUGUAAUUGUCAUUGGAGGCGACGUUCCCACCGAUGGUACUGACAAGUACUCCAUGGGGGAGUGGACCAAGAGCCUAUACAGGAAACCCAUGCCUAUCAAAGUUAAUAUAGAAAGCAUCAAGACGGUAAUUGAAAAUGAACAAAAGAAGGCAAUUUAUGACUCUGCCUUGAAGUACUACGCGGAGGUUUACGGUCUCUCUCCCGAUGAAAUUUACCAGAAAAAUGGUAGGAAAACGGGUAUUGCCGAACUAGCCAGGUAUGGCACCCCAGUCACAUAUUCGGGUACUACUGGAGGAAGCGCAGUAUGUCCGAAUGAAAAGGUGGUUAUGAUGGGAUUCGCACUCACGAUCACCAAAGCACAGACAACAGUUUUCUCAGAUGCAACAUUUACUCUAUCGUUAUCUCCAUGCCCUGUGGGAAAGGAGAAGUGUAUGGUCUCUGUUUCGGAACCCAAUACCGAAGCUAGGGUAUGGAUCCUCUGUGGAUCGGAGUCCAUCCCCCUAUUGAUACAGGAAACCAAGGUUGCUGAAGGAGAAGCCGCCACCGCAAUGUGUCCGGAUGAGUAUAGCAUCGCAUUCGGAUUCGGCUUUUCAGUUCCAAAGGGUAUGAAGGCGCAGGCAGUGGACGGAUAUGCCUGCAGACCAGGACAACCGUCAUGUACUCACGCCUCCCCUAAGAGCCUAAACAACGCAGUUUGGAUCGCGUGUGUCGAGAAGAAUGCUCCAGAGGUCAAUGAUAUCUUGAACCAGGCAGUCGUGUCACGUUCCAAUGGUUGUUCCAAGAAACUGACAGAAACAUACCAGGACAACAAAUGCCCAGCAGGUUACCGCUAUAUUACAGGGUGGGAAUUGGGCACGUCUUUGGAUACGUACCAAGGCAUACCAAUGAUACGACCAUGUUCGUACGGUUUGAACGGAUGCAAAUUCGACCACCAAGUAUUCUGGCAACCGGACCUCAAAUGCAGAGCGCAAUACUCGUGGAUUUCCUGCUCCAAGGAAAAGGAUGAUAAAAAAGAUCAGAAACCUUAG